GUCAGAUAGUCAGCAGACAGUCAGAUCUUUUCUCUUAAUAAAUGAAAUAUCACAAGCUGAGACUGGACAUCAAAUCAAGGCAUGGCGUCUGUUACAGUGAUACUGAGAAUCAUAAUCAUGUUGUAUGUGACUUCAUCAUUGAAAAUACAAAGCCUGAGUCAUGCACACACAAUGAACGAGGAAAUGCUUGGAGUAAAUACAUGGCAUACGACGCUGCCACCUCAAAUGGAUGAAACUGGAAACAACGUAAAACAAGAACAACAGGCAAAUUGGAAAUCAUUCAAAUACUUGAUCACCAUCAAAAUAAAUGCAUCAAGGCAAAUGGUACAGGAUCGCCUGAGGACACUUCUUAAAGGAUACUCAUUUCCAUAUAGCGUCAGCCAAAACAUCAUCAUAAACAAUGUGAAUCUCAAUGCAACUAAACCUCUAAAAAUGUUCAAAUACACAACUGACAUAAAAAUUAAUGCACCAAGAGGAGCCGUGAUAGAGCAAUUGAGGGACCUGAUACGUGAACAGAAAUUCCCCAUGUGCAUCAAGAAAAGUAUGAAAAUAUCUGGUGUGAACAUCACUACAGUGUGUCUCUCAAAUUCAAACAAAACCCAGUGUAAGUGUGAGAAUCAACAUGUUUCGUCCUCUGAACAAUGCUCUAAACAUGGUGUUUGUGGCCCCAAUCAAAAUGAUACCUGCAGAUGCAUCACUUCUCUUCCAACUGACGGGGCGUUCUGCCGGCCACCACCUGUUUUUGCAGCUCCACUGAAGUCAUUCAAAUACACUACUAGCAUAAAAAUAAAUGCUUCAAGAGAAGAUGUAAUAGAGCAACUGAGGGCUUUGAUUCAUGGACAGAAAUUCCCCAUGUGCAUCAAAAAAGGCAUGAAAAUAUCUGAUGCGACCAUCACUACAGUGUGUCAAUCAAAUUCAAACAAAACCUGGUGCAAGUGUGAGAAUCAGUAUGUUUGGUCCCCUGAACAAUGCUCUAAACAUGGCGUUUGUGGCCCCAUUCAAGAUGAUACCUGCAGAUGCAUCGCUUCUCUUCCAAACGACGGGACAUUCUGCAGACGAACACCUGCUCCAUUGAAGCCAUUCAAAUACACCAUUGACAUAAAAAUCAAUGUAUCAAGGGAAGCUGUGAUAGAGAGUUUGAGGGCUUUGAUUCUUGGACAAAAAUUCCCCAUGUGCAUAAAAAAAGGCACAAAAAUCUCUGGUGCACACAUCACUACAGUGUGUCUCUCAAAUUCAAACAAAACCCAGUGCAAGUGUGAGAAUCAAUAUGUUUGGUCCACUAAACAAUGCUCUAAACAUGGCAUUUGUGGCCCUGAUCAAAAUGACACCUGCAGAUGCAUCGCUUCUCUUCCAACCGACGGGACGUUUUGCCACCGACCACAUGCUCCACUGAAGUCGUUCAAAUACAGCAUUAACAUAAAAAUCAAUGCUUCAAGAGACACUAUGAUAGAGCACUUGAGGGCUUUGAUUCUUGGACAGAAAUUCCCCAUGUGUGUCAAAAAAGGCAUGAAAAUCUCUGAUGUGACCAUCACUACAGUAUGUCUCUCAAAUUCAAACAAAACCCAGUGUAAGUGCGAGGAUGAAUAUAUUUGGUCCUCUAAACAAUGCUCUAAACAUGGCAUUUGUGGUCCUGAUCAAAAUGAUACCUGCAGAUGCAUUGCUUCUCUUCCAACUGAUAGGACAUUCUGCCGGCCACCACAUGCUCCACUGAAGUCAUUCAAAUACACCAUUGACAUAAAAAUCAAUGCUUCAAGAGAAGCUGUGAUAGAGCGCUUCAGGACUUUGAUUCUUGGACAGAAAUUCCCCAUGUGUGUCAAAAAGGGCAUGAAAAUCUCUGGUGCGACCAUCACUACAGCUCCACUGAAGUCAUUCAAAUACAGCAUUAACAUAAAAAUCAAUGCUUCAAGACACACUAUGAUAGAGCACUUGAGGGCUUUGAAUCUUGGACAGAAAUUUCCAGUGUGUGUCAAAAAAGGCAUGAAAAUCUCUGCUGCGUCUAUCACUACAGUGUGUCUCUCAAAUGCGAACAAAACCCAGUGCAAGUGUGAGAAUCAGUAUGUUUGGUCCUCUAAACAAUGCUCUAAACAUGGCGUUUGUGGCCCCAUUCAAAAUGAUACCUGCAGAUGCAUCGCUUCUCUUCCAAACGACGGGACAUUCUGCAGACGAACACCUUCUCCACUGAAGUCAUUCAAAUACACCAUUGACAUAAAAAUCAAUGCUUCAAGAGAAGCUGUGAUAGAGCGCUUGAGGGCUUUGAUUCUUGGACAGAAAUUCCCCAUGUGUGUCAAAAAGGGCAUGAAAAUCUCUGGUGCGACCAUCACUACAGCUCCACUGAAGUCAUUCAAAUACAGCAUUGACAUAAAAAUCAAUGCUUCAAGAGACACUAUGAUAGAGCACUUGAGGGCUUUGAAUCUUGGACAGAAAUUUCCCAUGUGUGUCAAAAAAGGCAUGAAAAUCUCUGCUGCGACCAUCACUACAGCUCCACUGAAGUCAUUCAAAUACACCAUUGACAUAAAAAUCAAUGCUUCAAGAGAUGCUGUGAUAAAGCGCUUCAGGACUUUGAUUCUUGGACAGAAAUUCCCCAUGUGUGUCAAAAAAGGCAUGAAAAUCUCUAGUGCAGCUAUCACUACAAGUAAGAGAAGUAAAAGCAGAUUUGUCUUUCAAAUUCAAACAAAACCCAGUGCAAGUGUGAGAAUCAAUAUGUUUGGUCCAAUAAACAAUGCUCUAAACAUGGCAUUUGUGGCCCUGAUCAAAAUGAUACCUGUAGAUGCAACACUUCACCUCCAACUGAUGGGACGUUUUGCUCCCGACCACAUGGUAAAGAAGUCUCUCUUUAUUAAAAAUCCAAGUUGA
Messenger RNA from Onychostoma macrolepis, 2853 nucleotides. RefSeq lists its product as uncharacterized. The transcript has 19 exons. The record is from RefSeq and is a predicted model, not a curated record. Bases 82 to 2853 code for a protein of 923 amino acids. NCBI's taxonomy places the organism in Eukaryota, Metazoa, Chordata, Actinopteri, Cypriniformes, Cyprinidae.